Molecule: messenger RNA, 1173 nt
Organism: Purpureocillium lilacinum
Lineage: Eukaryota; Fungi; Ascomycota; Sordariomycetes; Hypocreales; Ophiocordycipitaceae
Product: subtilisin-like serine protease
Biological process (GO): proteolysis
Molecular function (GO): serine-type endopeptidase activity
Source: RefSeq, a predicted model, not a curated record
AUGAAGCUGUCUCUUCUCUUCGCUAUCCUUCCCGCCGUCCUGGCCGCUCCCGCCGUGAAGCGCGAUGAGCCUGCUCCCCUCCUGACGCCCCGCGGCGCCAGCCAGCUCAUCAAUGGCAAGUACAUUGUCAAGUUCAAGGACGGCAUGUCCAUCGCCUCUGUCGACAAGACUGUCAGCGCUCUGUCCUCGAAGGCCGACCGCGUCUACAACCACAUUUUCCGAGGCUUCGCCGGCAACCUGAAUGCCAACGACCUCAAGACCCUGCGCGACCACCCUGAUGUCGAGUACAUUGAGCAGGAUGCCAUAAUCACCAUCAACGCGUACACUCAGCAGCCCGGCGCCCCCUGGGGUCUCGGACGCAUCUCUCACCGCAGCAAGGGUAGCACCACAUACGAGUAUGAUACCAGCGGCGGCAGUGGCACCUGCGCCUAUGUCAUCGACACUGGCGUCGAGGCUUCGCACCCCGAGUUCGAGGGCCGCGCCAGCCAGAUCAAGAGCUUCAUCAGCGGCCAGAACACCGACGGCAACGGCCAUGGCACUCACUGCGCCGGCACCAUCGGCUCCAAGACGUACGGUGUUGCCAAGAAGACCAAGAUCUACGGUGUCAAGGUCCUCGACAACUCGGGCUCCGGCUCAUACUCCGGCAUCAUCUCCGGUAUGGACUUUGCCGUUCAGGACUCCAAGACGCGCAGCUGCCCCAAGGGUGUCGUCGCCAACAUGUCUCUGGGCGGUGGAAAGGCUCAGUCCGUCAACGACGGUGCCGCUGCCAUGAUCAGGGCCGGCGUCUUCCUCGCCGUCGCCGCUGGCAACGACAACGCUAACGCCGCCAACUACUCCCCUGCCUCUGAGCCGACUGUUUGCACCGUCGGCGCCACCACCUCUUCUGAUGCGCGAUCUUCGUUCUCCAACUACGGCAGUCUCGUCGACAUCUUCGCCCCGGGUAGCAACAUUCUGUCCACCUGGAUCGGUGGCACUACCAACACCAUCUCUGGUACUUCCAUGGCCACUCCCCACAUUGUUGGUCUCGGUGCCUACCUCGCCGGUCUGGAGGGUUUCCCCGGCGCCCAGGCACUCUGCAAGCGCAUCCAGACCCUUUCUACUAAGAACGUCCUCACCGGCAUCCCCAGCGGCACUGUCAACUACCUCGCCUUCAACGGCAACCCCAGCGGCUAA